Molecule: messenger RNA, 7096 nt
Organism: Oryctolagus cuniculus (rabbit)
Lineage: Eukaryota; Metazoa; Chordata; Mammalia; Lagomorpha; Leporidae
Source: RefSeq, a predicted model, not a curated record
CACGCCCUUCUAGGGAGGGCCCAGCGCCGGCACAGAGCCUCUGCGGGGCUCCAGGCUCAGCGGGCCUUGGCCACCUCCAUUUCCUCGCGCGCUCAUGCCCAGUGGCUGCCCUGAAAAUCUCCACGGGAGUCCACCGGCUCCCCGGGAGGCCACAGCACGGAGGGCCACAACCCGGUCAGGCCCGCGGCGCGCGCGGGGAAGAAGGGCGGCGCACGCGCAGUCCCGGGCGCGCGUCCCGCGCCCUCCCCCGCCCGGCUCGCCGGCGGCCUCAGUCCGCCACCCACAGGCUGCCUGACUAGAGGCCGGCUGGGAGGCUGAGGCCGACGCAGAGUCCAAGCCUGUGUCGCCAACGGCGCUGAGAAGACGGUGUGGCCUGGGAGAGGGUGGAGACUACGGCCGUGACGGGCUUCCCGGCUGCCCUAAGUGGGAGUGGUGUGGGCUGCAGGAAGGAGAGAGGAAGAGGAGCAGAAGGGGGCAGCAGCGGCCGCGGCUAACGGCCUUCCGCGGCGCUGACUGGCUGGGCCGGCGCCCGGCUCUUUCGGGAGUUCGCGCCUCCGCCUCUGCCCCCUUGGCACCUCUGGCCCCCGGGCCCCGGCUUGCGGCGCACGUCGGGCGGAGGGCUGCCGCGGCACAAGAAGAGGCCUGGUCCCUGCCGUCCAGGGAUGUGAGUGGGAGCCGAGCCCGCACGGGAGGGCCCCCGAGGACCCAGCCUGGCGGGCGCUCGGACCCGUGCCCACUCUGGGGGCUUCGCAGACCUGGGCCAGCCUGAGACGCCGGGUUUCAGAAGCAGGCAACGGGAACAAGAUGUGAACUGUUUGCCUUCUGCAGAAGGAAAAGAGGCCCUUCCUCCGCCUCCGACGGUUCGCGAUCCUGGCUGCUGGGCUUCAUCGCCUCGAAAAAGGCCAACUUAAGUCACUUAUGCCUUUGAUUCUAUGUCGAAAAGAAUCAGUGGAUUUUCUAAAAUAGCAAAUGUUCUGAAAAAGACUCUUCAUGGGAAUGGCUUGUCUCACAAUGACAGAAAUGGAAGAAACAUCUACAACUCCUAUGCAUCAGAAUGGUGAUAUUCCUGGAAAUCCUAAUUCUGUGAAACAGAUAGAUCCAGUCCUUCAGGUGUAUCUUUACCAUUCACUCGGGAAAGCUGAGGGAGAUUAUCUCAUCUUCCCAACGGGGGAGUAUGUUGCAGAAGAAAUUUGUGUUGCUGCUUCUAAAGCUUGUGGUAUUACACCUGUAUAUCAUAAUAUGUUUGCUUUAAUGAGUGAAACAGAAAGAAACUGGUAUCCACCCAACCAUGUCUUCCAUAUAGAUGAGUCAACCAGUCAUAAUGUCCUCUACAGAAUAAGAUUUUACUUUCCUCACUGGUAUUGUAAUGGUAGCAACAGAACUUAUCGACACGGAGUAUCUCGAGGUGCUGAAGCACCUCUUCUUGAUGACUUUGUCAUGUCUUACCUUUUUGCUCAGUGGCGGCAUGAUUUUGUGCAUGGUUGGAUCAAAGUACCUGUGACUCACGAAACUCAGGAAGAAUGUCUUGGGAUGGCAGUGUUAGAUAUGAUGAGAAUAGCCAAAGAAAAGGAUCAAACUCCACUGGCCAUCUAUAACUCUAUCAGCUACAAGACAUUCUUACCAAAAUGUGUUCGAGCAAAGAUCCAAGAUUAUCAUAUUUUGACAAGGAAGCGAAUAAGGUAUAGAUUUCGCAGAUUUAUCCAGCAGUUCAGCCAGUGUAAAGCCACUGCCAGAAACUUGAAACUUAAGUAUCUUAUAAAUCUGGAAACUCUUCAGUCUGCCUUCUACACAGAGCAGUUUGAAGUAAAAGAACCUGGAAGAGGUCCUUCAGGUGAGGAGAUUUUUGCAACCAUUAUAAUAACUGGAAACGGUGGAAUUCAGUGGUCAAGAGGGAAACAUAAAGAAAGUGAGACACUGACAGAACAGGAUUUACAGUUAUAUUGUGAUUUUCCUGAUAUUAUUGAUGUCAGUAUUAAGCAAGCAAACCAAGAAGGUGCAAAUGAAAGCAGAGUUGUAACUAUUCAUAAGCAAGAUGGUAAAAAUUUGGAAAUUGAACUUAGCUCAUUAAAGGAAGCUUUGUCUUUUGUGUCGUUAAUUGAUGGAUAUUAUAGAUUAACUGCAGAUGCACAUCAUUACCUCUGUAAAGAAGUAGCUCCUCCAACAGUGCUUGAAAAUAUACAAAGCAACUGUCAUGGCCCGAUUUCAAUGGAUUUUGCCAUCAGUAAGCUGAAGAAAGCAGGUAAUCAGACUGGACUAUAUGUACUUCGAUGCAGUCCUAAGGACUUUAAUAAAUAUUUUCUGACCUUCGCUGUUGAGAGAGAAAAUGUCAUUGAAUAUAAACACUGUUUGAUUACCAAAAAUGAGAAUGGAGAGUAUAACCUCAGUGGGACUAAGAAGAACUUCAGUAAUCUUAAAGAUCUUCUGAAUUGCUACCAGAUGGAAACUGUUCGCUCAGACAGUAUAAUUUUCCAGUUUACUAAGUGCUGCCCCCCAAAGCCAAAGGAUAAGUCAAAUCUUCUAGUCUUCAGAACCAAUGGUGUUUCUGAUGUACCGCUCUCACCAACUUUACAGAGGCAUAAUAAUGUCAACCAAAUGGUGUUUCACAAAAUCAGAAAUGAAGAUUUGAUAUUCAAUGAAAGUCUUGGCCAAGGUACUUUUACAAAAAUUUUUAAAGGUAUAAGAAGAGAAGUAGGAGACUAUGGUCAACUACAUGAAACAGAAGUUCUUUUAAAAGUCCUGGAUAAAGCACAUAGAAACUAUUCAGAGUCUUUCUUUGAAGCAGCAAGCAUGAUGAGCCAGCUUUCUCAUAAACAUUUGGUUUUAAAUUAUGGAGUAUGUGUGUGUGGAGAGGAGAAUAUUCUGGUUCAGGAGUUUGUAAAAUUUGGAUCACUAGAUACAUAUUUAAAAAAGAAUAAAAAUUCUAUAAAUAUAUUAUGGAAACUUGAAGUGGCUAAACAGUUGGCAUGGGCCAUGCAUUUUCUAGAAGAAAAAACCCUUAUUCAUGGGAAUGUGUGUGCCAAAAAUAUUCUACUUAUCAGAGAAGAAGACAGGAAGACGAGAAACUCCCCUUUCAUCAAACUUAGUGAUCCUGGCAUUAGUAUUACUGUUUUGCCGAAGGAUAUUCUGCAGGAGAGAAUACCAUGGGUACCACCUGAAUGCAUUGAAAAUCCUAAAAAUCUAAAUUUAACAACAGACAAAUGGAGUUUUGGUACCACUUUGUGGGAAAUCUGCAGUGGAGGAGAUAAGCCUUUGAGUGCUCUGGAUUCUCAACGAAAACUACAAUUUUAUGAAGAUAGACACCAGCUUCCUGCACCAAAGUGGACAGAAUUAGCAAACCUUAUAAAUAAUUGUAUGGAUUACGAACCAGAUUUUAGGCCUUCUUUCAGAGCCAUCAUACGAGAUCUUAACAGUUUGUUUACUCCAGAUUAUGAACUAUUAACGGAAAAUGACAUGUUACCAAAUAUGAGGAUAGGUGCCCUAGGGUUUUCUGGUGCUUUUGAAGAUAGGGACCCUACACAGUUUGAAGAAAGACAUUUGAAAUUUCUGCAACAACUUGGCAAGGGUAAUUUUGGAAGUGUGGAGAUGUGCCGGUAUGACCCUCUGCAGGACAACACUGGAGAGGUGGUGGCUGUGAAAAAGCUCCAGCACAGUACUGAAGAGCACCUCAGAGACUUUGAAAGGGAAAUUGAAAUCCUAAAAUCCUUACAACAUGACAACAUUGUAAAGUACAAAGGAGUGUGCUACAGUGCUGGCCGGCGUAAUCUAAGAUUGAUUAUGGAAUAUUUACCAUAUGGAAGUUUACGGGACUAUCUCCAGAAACAUAAAGAAAGGAUAGAUCACAAAAAACUUCUGCAGUACACAUUUCAAAUAUGCAAGGGUAUGGAAUAUCUUGGUACAAAAAGGUAUGUCCACAGGGAUCUGGCAACAAGAAAUAUAUUGGUAGAGAAUGAGAACAGAGUUAAAAUAGGAGAUUUUGGGUUAACCAAAGUAUUACCACAAGACAAAGAAUAUUACAAAGUGAAAGAACCUGGUGAAAGUCCCAUCUUCUGGUAUGCUCCAGAAUCACUGACAGAGAGUAAGUUUUCUGUUGCUUCAGAUGUUUGGAGCUUUGGAGUGGUUCUGUACGAACUUUUCACGUAUAUUGAAAAGAGUAAAAGUCCACCAGCGGAAUUUAUGCGCAUGAUUGGCAAUGACAAACAAGGACAGAUGAUUGUGUUCCAUUUAAUAGAACUCUUGAAGAAUAAUGGGAGAUUACCAAGACCAGAUGGAUGUCCAGAUGAGAUUUAUAUGAUUAUGACAGAAUGCUGGAACAAUAACGUAAAUCAUCGUCCAUCUUUUAGGGACCUAGCUCUUCGAGUGGAUCAAAUAAGGGACAACAUGACUGAAUGAAAGAAAUGAUCUUCACUCUGAGACCAAAGUAGACUUACAAAUCAAAAUUUUGUAUUUCACAUUGCUGUGGACUAUUAUUACAUAUAUUUCAUAAAUCAUGAUGCUAGUCAGCAAAAAUGUGAAAAUAUCAGCUCAAAAGUUUCAAAGUUUAAUAGUUUUUCUUAAUGAAGGCGACAAGUAGAAGACAAUAAUGAAAACUCUUGAACAAGAAAUUUUGUAACAAGUUUCAUGAACCUUAUCAGUCAACAUCACUCUUCUCUUGCAAAGGAAAAAAAAGACUUUUCCAACUCAGCUUUUUGAGAAAUGAGAAACAUAAUGUAAAUUUUGAAUUGUUCAAGAUGCACAGAAUAUAUAUGUACAGUUUUUGCCACUGUUAAUGUAUUAUACUUUGUCAUCUUGUGUGAUGUUUUACACAAGGGCUGGUGUUCAUUCAUAAUGGUUUUUAAUUUUUCCAUAGUUGAUCUACAAUAACUUCACCAUAAACAGAAAGUAUGAUUCUCAGAUAACUGAGUAAGCACCUUGGUGUCCUUCUUCAUUUAUAUCACUGGCCAGCAGUAUAAGCAGGUGUAUACUUUCAGCUUGUAGUUUCAUGUACUGUAAAUAUUUUUCAAAGCAAAGGGAACAAAUGUCUAGAUGUAUUUGUAUAGGAAAUUUUCCUUACCCUAAACAAUACAUUUUGAAUUGGAACAAGCUUACAAAGACACAACACAAUCUAUUUUCUUAUUUGUUUCCCUUGUAUUUGGUUCACCCUCCAAUGGCCGCCGCGGCCAGCGCACUGCGGCUGACGCAUUGCACUGAUCCAAAGCCAGGAGCCAGGUGCUUCUCCUGGUCUCCCAUGCGGGUGCAGGGCCCAAGGACUUGGGCCAUCCUGCACUGCACUCCCGGGCCACAGCAGAGAGCUGGCCUGGAAGGGGGGCAACUGGGACAGAAUCCAGCGCCCUGACCGGGACUAGAACCCGGUGUGCCGGCGCCACAAGGUGGAGGAUUAGCCUAUUGAGCCGCGGCGCCGGCGUCAAAUAUUUUUAAGACUACAAUGAACACUUUUCUUUUAAAAGUUUGAAAUUAAGAAUGCCAGGAAUAGUGUCAUCCUUUGGAGCUGUUGACUGCCAAUAAGUUUCUUCAGUCCCCCGGAACCUGUGGUCAUGCAUUAAAUUUAAGCAUAAGCCAUAAAACUUUUUAAAUUGUAUACGCUUAUUAGGAUACAUAAUGGGUUAGAAAUAUUUUUUCUAAACACUGUCUAUUUGAGGGGUUUCAUAGUUCUCUAUUGCAAGUCACAGAAGAUAAUUCCUUGUGUUAGGGAGUCUUAUACACAAGAGAUAAAGUAAGUAAAUUGGUGAAAAAGAAUGCUUAUUUUAUUUCAGAAUUCCAGUAGAGUAUUUAUAAUGUAUAUCUUUAAGAAAAUGAGAGUAUACAUAUUUUCAGUUAAAGGAUUGUUUUUUUGUCAUCAUCUGUUUUAUUUCUACUCCAUUUUAGAUGCCAUACAUAAAAUAAAAUAUGGUAGGGUCUUUUUGUGUGUUGAUUUAUCAAAUCUAAAAUAUUUGGUAUUUUGACAAAAAAAGAAAGUAGUUUAUUUUCAGUGGUCGAUUUUUUUAAAAUUUGUACUUAAGACUUCUGAUAUGUUUGAAAGGAAGGAAAGGGAAUAAAUGCAUUUCACAUUUGUUAUUUUUAAAGCAUUUUAGUAGUUGCUACAUGCAGAAAUCAUCUAAAAAUGACAGUGUUUUAUAUUUUAAAAAGGUUUCUCAUAAAUAUUUUGAAGAAGGCUGAAUAUAAUUUUUAUUUAAUUUGUAAAGACUUCUCAAGGAUUUUUAUAUGAAAGUAAGAGAUCUUCCAUUCUACUUUCAUGUGAGAAGUAGUAUAUAGUACAGUAUGCUUGAUUUUAGAUUUUUGUACCAAAAUUUUAGUAUUUAAAAUAUAAUCUUAAAAAAAUAUAAUCUUUUCAGAAGCCUAUAAUGUUCUGUUUGUUUUUAAAAACAAGGAUGUGAACUAGAUGUCUUUAAACUUUUUUUUUCAUGUUUCGCUUUUUAAUUUUAGAUAAAGAAUGCCACAGACCCAUUCUUAAGUUUUCAGAGUGAGAUGACUACAUUAUUAUAAAAUGUCAAGUUUUCAGGAAAUGUCUUUUGCAUUGAGAGUUAGUAAUAUAUUAAAUUUUGAUCCUGAAAAUUUAUCAAAGGAAUUGCUGCUGUUUAGUUGGUUCUGCAUAAGAAACAGGUAAGUAAUUACUGUGCCACUUUAUCCCAAAAUGUUUCUUCAUAUGAAUAUUCUUUAAAAAUGUGGCUAAAGGUUUUUUGUAGAAUUCUGUAAUUCUGUAAAUAUUCCAGGGUAUUAAGUUAUACAGUCUUUAUAUAAAUAACUGCCUACUUCUAUAAGUACUUGCUUUGGUAAAGAGUCACUUUUUCAUGCUAUUUAUAAACACUGUCAGUAGCACUGUAAUAUGCUGUGCAAGAGUACUUUCUUAUAAUUCAAGAAGCCUACUUUCAAGUCAGGUGAAAUUUUUAUCCCAACUGUAACUUCUGAUAAAAUUUUAUUUAAACAGCUUUUUUAUGCAGGAGACAUGAGAACAUACCUACAUUUCUUUAUCUGGGGAGCCAUUUUCAUAUCUGGAUUGUUUUUUGUGCUUAAUUUAUUGAGACUAUGUUAAUUUCUUCAUUGUUCCUUUAGCAUGUUCCCACAAAAUUGAAAUAUUGUUGUAAUAAAAAUUCAGAAGUUA